GUUCUCAUGGCAAUUCGAUCACGUUCCUCUUCCUUCACCUAUGAUGUUUUCCUCAGCUUCAGAGGGGAAGACACACGCCAUGGUUUUACAGGCCACCUCUAUAAAGCCCUUCAUGACAGGGGAAUCUACACCUUCAUUGACGAUGAGCAGCUUCAGAGAGGGGAGGAAAUAACACCAUCACUUGUGAAGGCAAUUGAAGAGUCCAGGAUUGCCAUCACUGUGCUCUCUAUAAACUAUGCUUCUUCCUCAUUUUGCUUAAAUGAACUUGAGUACAUCCUUGAGUGCUUUAACAAAAAAUAUAUGUUNGUUUUGCCAGUUUUCUUUAAGAUAGAUCCUUCUGAUGUUAGACACCAGAAAGGUAGUUAUGGAGAAGCAUUAGCUAAGCAUGAGCAAAGGUUCAACCAUAGCAUGNANAAGUUGGAGAACUGGAAGAAGGCUUUGCAUCAAGUAGCUAACUUGUCUGGCUUUCAUUUGAAACAUGGAGAUGGAUAUGAACAUGAGUUUAUUGGAAGGAUAGUUGAGUUGGUAUCCAGCAAGAUUAAUCACGCUCCUUUACCAGUUGCGGAUUACCCAGUUGGACUAGAGUCACAAGCACUGGCCGUAAGGAAGCUUUUGGAUGUUGGAUCUGAUGAUGUCCACAUGAUAGGAAUCUAUGGAAUCGGCGGGAUAGGAAAAUCAACACUUGCUUUAGCAGUUUAUAAUUUGAUUGUUCACCAUUUUGAUUGUUCGUGUUUUCUUCAAAACGUGAGAGAAAAAUCUAGCAAGCAUGGGCUACAACACCUCCAAAGCAUCCUUUUUCGGGAAAUGCUUGGAGAGAAGGAAGCAAACUUUGCAAGUGUAGAACAAGGAGCUUCAGUGAUACACCAUAGGUUUCAAAGAAAGAAGGUUAUCUUGAUUCUGGAUGAUGUUGACAAAUACGAGCAAUUGCAGGCUAUUGUUGGAAGACCUUGUCUUUUUGGUCCUGGCAGCAGAGUCAUCAUCACUACUCGGGACAAACANUUAUUGUCAUCUUAUGGGGUUAUAAGAACGUAUGAGGUGAACUUAUUGGAUAAGAACAAUGCUCUUGACUUGCUUUCAUGGAAAGCUUUUAAAACAAAANAAAUUGAUGCAAGUUAUAAUGAGGUNUUGAAUGAUGUAGUGAUUUANGCUUAUGGGCUUCCAUUGGCUUUGGAAGUGAUAGGUUCCAACUUGUUUGGAAAAAGUAUAGAAGAAUGGAAAUCUGCUAUCAAACAGUAUAAAAGAAUUCCUAAUAAUCAAAUCCUAGAGAUACUUAAAGUGAGCUUUGAUUCUUUGGAGGAAGAAGAGAAGAGUGUUUUUCUUGAUAUUUGUUGGUUAAAUAGAUAUCCCUUGUCAAAGGUUGAAGAUUUACUUCUUGCUCAUUAUGGCGAUUGCAUGAAAUAUCAUAUUGGGGUGUUGGUUGACAAAUCUCUUAUAAAGUUGAGUCGGUAUACUCUCGAAACUAGAAUUGCAAUGCAUAGCUUGAUCCAGGACAUGGGUAAAGAAAUUGUCAGGCAAGAAUCACCAAAAGAUCCAGGGAAGCGCAGUAGAUUAUGGUUACCGGAAGAUAUAAUUCAAGUUUUGGAAGAUGACAAGGGAACNAGUGAAAUUGANAUCAUAUGUCUGGAUNNUCCAAAAUNUGACAAAGAAGCAAUAGUAGAAUUCAAUACAAAAGCAUUCAAGACGAUGAAAAACCUCAAAACACUUAUCCUUAGGAAUGUUAAUUUUUCCGAAGGUCCCGAACACCUUCCAAAUAGUUUGAGAGUGUUGGAAUGGUUGGGAUAUCCUUCACAUUGUUUACCAUCUGAUUUUCAUCCCAAAAAACUUGUUCUAUGCAAGUUAUCCCGUAGCUCCAUUUCAUCCCUUGAGUUUUCAAAGGAUUUCAUGAAUCUUAGAGUAUUGAAUUUUGAUUGGUGCAAAUGUUUAACACAGAUACCUGACAUGUCUCUUCUCCAAAAUUUGGAAGAACUUUCAUUUAAAUAUUGUGUGAAUCUAAUUACAGUUCACGACUCAGUUGGUUUUCUGGAUAAACUUAAAACAUUGAAUGCUUUUAGCUGCGAAAAGNUUAGUUGUUUCCCGCCUAUGAAGUUGACCUCUCUUGAAAAACUUGAGCUUUCACUUUGUUACAGUCUGAAGGGUUUUCCAGAAGUAUUAGUUAAGAUGGAAAACAUAAGGGAACUUAAUUUGGAGGGCUGUCCCAUAACAGAAUUGCCAAUUUCAUUUCAAAAUCUUACCGGGCUUCCGUCAUUAGAAAUGUUUUUUUCAACUAGUUCAAUUGUUAAGGUGCCCAGUAGCAUUAUCAUGAUGCCAAAACUGGCUCGUAUCUUCGCCAGAGGAUUGAAAGGGUUGCAAUGGCUAAAACAGGAAGAGGGUGAAGAACAAAUGGGGCCAGUAGUAGUACCUUCAAAGGUAGAAUGGCUUACUGCCUCAAAUUGCAACCUCUAUGAUGAUUUCUUUUCGAUAGAUUUCGCAAGGUUUUCUCAUGUGAAGAAUUUAUGGCUACCUAAGAAUAAUUUUACCAUCCUUCCUGAAUGUUUGAAACAAUGCCAAUUUUUAUCGUAUCUUGAUGUGAGUUAUUGCAAGCAUCUUCGGGAAAUUAGAGGCAUUCCACCAAACUUAAAGCUUUUCUCUGCAAUAAACUGUGAAUCCUUGGCUUCCUCGAGUAAACGCAUGCUCGUAAAGCAGGAACUGCACGAGGCUGGAAACACCAUGUUUUGUUUGCCAGGAUUUAGUAUUCCAAAGUGGUUCAAUCACCAGAACCGGGGAACUUCAAUUUCUUUCUGGUUUCGUAAUAAGUUCCCUGACAAAGUUCAGUGUGUUCUUGUUGCACCUAUGCUGCAUAAUUCUUUUCAUCCCACGGUUUUCAUCAAUGGCAAAGAAUAUACCUUGUAUGGUCACUUUUGCUGGACAGGGAAUCAUCAUAAAUAUCUUUUUGAUCUGCGAGAGGCAAGUUUCAGAAUAAGACCGUAUGAGGUGCCUUUUGAUAGUGAAUGGAACCAUGCAAAGCUUACAUUUCCACCCGGAACAUAUACCUCUUUUGACCGUGCAAAAAUGGGAAUCCACAUAGUCAAACAGGAAAAUAGCAUGGAGGAUGUUAGAUUCACUGAUCCUUGCAGCAAGAGAAAAUCAGAUGUUGAUAUCAACAGUUCUGACUCAGAAUCUUCCAGUUGUUAAAGAGCAUAGGUUUGUGGACAUGGAACUUUCAUAGACGGUAACAACGUACAAUUUAUGGUCACAUCUAUUAAGUUGGAGUUGUAUAAUAUUGUGAAGUUGUAUUCAAAUUCAAUUGAGUCAAACUAAAGAAG
Molecule: messenger RNA, 3302 nt
Organism: Vigna radiata var. radiata (mung bean)
Lineage: Eukaryota; Viridiplantae; Streptophyta; Magnoliopsida; Fabales; Fabaceae
Product: TMV resistance protein N-like
Exons: 5
Coding region: 7-3171 (1054 amino acids)
Biological process (GO): defense response; signal transduction
Molecular function (GO): ADP binding
Source: RefSeq, a predicted model, not a curated record